AUGCUCAAGUUCCAGGUCCACUCUCCGGGCAAGGUCAUCCUGCAUGGCGAGCACGCUGUUGUGUACCAUCGUCCGGCCCUCGCCGCCGUCGUGGGACUAGGCACUAAGCUAAGAUUCCACCAACAAGAGGGCAGUCAGGUGGCCAGCUUUCAGUUGGACGCGCUUAACUGCACACUGGAGAUCCAGUUGCCAGAGUUCAAUGCCUUUCUCGCGGACUUCCGCAGCAAAUAUCCGGCCGACAGUACUGCCAAGUUACUGGAGGCGGUCAGAGCAGAGGUGGCCAAACAGUUGGAGCGAUCGGCGGGCAACUCUACGAAGCCACACACCCAGCGAGCGUUCGUCUCCAUCUACUACUUGCUGGCGGGCGCUGUACUCUCUUCGCCCAAAGAUGCAAAGUUGACGCUUCAAACCGGUUUCCAGGUGCAGGUAGACAGCGAGUUGAAUGUGGGCGCCGGUCUGGGUAGUUCGGCUUCGUUUGGAGCCGCCCUCGCAACGGCUUUUCUAAUUUUGGCCGGUCACUUUGAUCGCGACAGCUACUUGCAGGAGGAGAACCAGGCCUUGAUAUCCACCUGGGCUUACGAAUCGGAAAGGGUCAACCACGGAACCCCCUCAGGCCUAGAUAACACAGUGUGCACCUAUGGAGGUAUGCUGCGAUAUGUAAAAGGUCAGGGCUUCCAGUCCCUUCGCAUUCAGAAGCCACUUAACAUACUUUUGGUGGACAGUCGCGUCAGCCGCAGCACCGCGGAUAUUGUGGCCAAAGUGCGCCACCUUGCCGAGGGCUUCCCACAGCUCAUAGAGGCCAUCUGGCAGGCUUGUGAGGAGCUAGUCACAGCGGCAGUACCUCUCUACGAAAGCUUUGGAAACGCUCAGGACGACAGUGCCAAGUUUGAGAAGCUGGAGCGCCUCUUCCAGAUCAACAAUGAUCUUCUAAAGGCCAUUGGCGUUUCGCACCCCAAACUGGAGCAGAUAUUCACCAUUGCUUUUAAGCGGGGCUUCUUCUCGAAGCUAACUGGCGCCGGCGCCGGUGGCUAUGUGAUCGUGCUUCUGCCAGAGAACUAUGAGUGCAAUGAGGUGUACUGGAAGCUCAAGGAAGAACUAGAAUCAGCCGGCUUCGGGGUCCAUGUAACAACGGCUGGUGGCGAGGGGUUGCGUGUUAGCCCGCUGGACGACUGAUGCAGCAUUUACUCCACUCUCGUUUUGUAUUGCUAUUGUAUGUAUUUGUGGUUUUGUUAUAACUUAAAAAU
Messenger RNA from Drosophila bipectinata, 1244 nucleotides. It is a transcript of the gene Mvk, whose product is annotated as Mevalonate kinase. Lineage: Eukaryota; Metazoa; Arthropoda; Insecta; Diptera; Drosophilidae. Gene Ontology annotation, cellular component: cytosol; cytoplasm. Gene Ontology annotation, biological process: cholesterol biosynthetic process; isoprenoid biosynthetic process; isopentenyl diphosphate biosynthetic process, mevalonate pathway. The record is from RefSeq and is a predicted model, not a curated record. Gene Ontology annotation, molecular function: mevalonate kinase activity; ATP binding.